AUGGCAGCUUUGCCCUUUGCCCUUGUAUGUCUUCUAGCUGUUCUCGUUACAACAAGCCUGGCUAUCCUAGAGAAGCAGAUUGUUACAUUCCAUCCCCAGGCAGGAGCAGUUCCAAUUCAUAAUGCCGCAAUACUAUAUGAUACUCAAGACCCUGUUGCCGUCGAAAUCGCUACAGAAAGCCUGGCAAAUGAUAUCGAGAAUAUACGGGAAGAAGACCUCGUCGCUCUGCUGUACCACUACUGGGCCGACGUACCCCCCACCUGGCAUUCCACCAUCUACGCUCUCCCGAAGACAACGAAGCAAGGCCCACCGAGUGUGAAGUACCGCGGGCUCUUCAUAAAUGACGAAGCACCCGCCCUGACAAGUUGGUGGUCCAAGAAACACAGUGUGGACCACUACCCACUCGACGCCGAAUUCUACCGACACGUCUUUGAUCUGAUUCUGCGACUGAAGGGAAACUUCAUCUGGCCGGCCAUGUGGGCGUCCCAUCAUGAGCCCAUGCAGCGCGCGACCAAUGAGUGGAAUUCGUCAGAAACGGGUGAGUGGGAUUGGACGGUCAACAAAGCAAAGGUGACAAGGUUUAUGCGAGAAGGCGUGAGACGUGCAGCGAAGAACGAGACUUACUUUACGCUGGGGAUGCGUGGUGCUAGUGACAGUGCCAUCAGUGCACCCGAUCCCAUUGCGCUGCUAGAAGAAGUUUUUGAAACGCAGAGGGACAUGCUGACGGAGGAAUACGGCAAUCUCUCAGAUGUGAAACAGGUCUGGACCACAUACAAGGAGGUCGCAACCUACUACGCCGGGGGAUUGAACCCGCCGGAGGACGUAACCCUCGUGUUCACGGACGAUAACUGGGGAAAUAUUAUGCGGUUACCGAAUGCCGAAGAGGCCGCGAGACCUGGUGGGAUUGGGCUCUAUUACCAUUUUGAGUACGUUGGCCGUCCUAAGAGUUACAAGUGGCAGAACACAAAUAACCUCGCCAAAGUCUACAAAGAGCUAUCUCAGGCUCUAGAGCGAGGUGCAGACCGGAUUUGGGUCUUUAACGUCGCCGACAUCAAGCCAAUGGAGUUGCCGUUUGCCUUCGCGAUGGAUCUGGUGUGGAGCUCAUCGCGGUUUGAUUUCUCCACUAUUCCGAGAUAUCUCAAGGCAUUCGUCUUGCGGGAGCUCGGAUGCAAGGACAACGAAGCAGAGGAGAUUGCGUCUAUCCUCCUCCAGCACAGUGAGCUUGUUGGGCGCCGCAAGUACGAAGGGGUUACAUCCGCGACCUAUUCCUUCUACAACUAUCAUGAGGUCGAACGAGUCCUGCAAGAAUGGGAAGACCUUGGAGACAGAGUGACAAAGGCCCUCGCCUUCAUGUUCUCAGCCAGCCAAGCUGCAUUCACACACCUUGUCCAGUAUCCCGUCCAGGCCGGCCUGAUUUACCACCGCAUCGUCCUUGGACAGACGAUUAACCAGCAAUUCGCGAUUCAACGCCGAACACAGCAAAUACAGUUGCAGAGCAAAUCCUCGCAGCGGCUGAAGCAGACUCAGAUCUCAGAGAAGAGUUUCAUGCCAUGCUUGGCGGCAAAUGGGAUGGGAUUAUGGACCAACCAAAGCUGGAGCAAUGGCAAUGGGAGACGUGGCUGUACCCUUCUCGGGACAUUAUUCAGAACCUGUCAUUUGUGCAGCCGUGACAGGACUUCGUUUAUAACCUGGGUAACCUGGGAAUAUACGCUGAGGGAUCGCGAAGUGCCGCUAUGCAGUCCGCCUAUAUUGCCGACGAUGGACCCAUACGGCCCGGCCUUUUACACGGUAGACCUUUUCCACCGGGGCAAUCACCGGAAACCCAUCUCAUUCAAUUUGAGCAUACCCUACGAGUGGAUCAAUAUCAGCCUUGUCUCGGGCAAGCUCUCGCAAGAAAACCCAGAGGAACGCCUGACAGUGUCAAUCGACUGGCCUAAAGUCCCUGAGAGCUUCAACGAGACCGUACUCAUAGACAUUCACUAUGACACCCAGCCGCAUUUUGAAAACCUCCACAUCCCUAUUCUGAAUAGACCUGCCCUUCCGGCUGGUUUCCAUGGCUUCCCAGCAACAAACGGCUACGUAUCGAUCGAGGCGGCGCACUCCCAGCGUGCCAUAAGUGGCUCAGAUACGGUCUCGUUCAAAGCCCUGCCCCAUCUGGGAACUCGCACCAAGUCCGGCGCCGUCGCGUUGAGGCCAUACGAAGCCGCACGGGUGUCAACCAGCACAGCACAGAAUACAAGAGUUGAAUACGACGUCUUUCUCCUCGGGAGCAGCAAGAACCUAACUGCCACGCUUUUUCUCACUCAAAAUUCUGAUACAGAUCCUUCCCUGCCAAUGCAGUACUCCCUGGCCAUAGACUCAAGUGAAGCGAGUUUUACCCGCUUGCUCCAGGAACCCGAGACUCCCGGUGACUUGCCGGAUAUUUGGACGGAUCAAGUGGAAGAUGAAGUUUGGACUGUGCAGGUGCAAUUGGGCCCUGUUUCUGCUGGUAAACAUACACUUGCCUGGCGGGUUAAUUCGCCGGAGGUUUAUCUUGAAAAAGUUGUCUUGGAUACGGCGGGGGCUGUUCGAAAGAGUUACCUUGGGCCUCCUGAACGGUGA
Messenger RNA from Aspergillus nidulans FGSC A4, 2601 nucleotides. Its product is annotated as glycoside hydrolase family 115 protein. The coding region runs from base 1 to 2601 and encodes 866 amino acids. Lineage: Eukaryota; Fungi; Ascomycota; Eurotiomycetes; Eurotiales; Aspergillaceae. The transcript is spliced from 7 exons. The record is from RefSeq and is a predicted model, not a curated record.